Molecule: messenger RNA, 3396 nt
Organism: Trichoderma asperellum CBS 433.97
Lineage: Eukaryota; Fungi; Ascomycota; Sordariomycetes; Hypocreales; Hypocreaceae
Biological process (GO): intracellular potassium ion homeostasis; potassium ion import across plasma membrane; sodium ion export across plasma membrane
Cellular component (GO): plasma membrane
Molecular function (GO): ATP hydrolysis activity; ATP binding; P-type sodium:potassium-exchanging transporter activity
Source: RefSeq, a predicted model, not a curated record
AUGGCGAAUCCCAACGACCAAGGAGAUCCUGAAAAGGGCAGCUCUGCAGUAGUUAUUCAACUCAAGAGCAAUACUGGGACAUCUGGCACUACGAAGCGUCAAAUUCGAUAUUUUGAUGAUAGUGACGAAAUCCAACAAAUUGGUUCUUCUAUAAACAGGAAUGUCAAACUCAAGAGAAAAGGUUCGGCCUACUCUAUCCACUCCCUAUCAAGCAUAAGGAGUGGUCAACGAGCAGUUGAUCCUGCCACUGCACUCCCAGUUUUAUACCGCACGUUGAGUAUAGACAUGGAACGCAUGCAGGGGGAAAAGAACGCAGCUAUUAAGAGAAAACACGGCGACAAGACCAUGGCAGAUUUAGAGGAUCUCGAGUGGCACACUCUCUCUAUCCAAGAGGUUUCUCAGAAAUUAGACACAUCUACAGAAACUGGUCUCUCGGUACAAGGCGUCAAAGAUAAAACCGAAGAAUUCGGAGCCAACACUCCAACCCCACCAAAGUCUCGGCUGCUGCAGAAAAUAUUUUUCUAUCUUUUUGGAGGUUUUGGUUCCAUUCUUUUUGGUGGAAGCAUUCUUGUCUUUGUUUCAUGGAAACCACUUGGCGAACCAGAUCCCGCAGUGGCUAACCUAGCUCUGGGAAUCGUUCUGGUUAUUGUAUGGUUAGCACAAGCCGCGUUUAAUGCUUGGCAAGAUUUCUCCUCCUCCAGAGUUAUGAAAAGCAUUACAGGCAUGCUUCCGGAAGACUGCAGUGUUUUGCGUGAUGGAAAAAGAAGAUUAGUUCCGGCAACGGAGGUUGUCCCUGGAGAUAUUCUCUUUUUCAGUGCCGGCAACAAGCUGCCCGCUGAUAUUCGAUUCGUCGAUGUGUCAACUGAUGCGAAAUUCGACAGAAGCAUCUUGACUGGCGAGUCAAAUCCUCUGCCGGCAAUCAUUGAGUCUACUGAGAAGAAUUAUCUUGAAACAAAAUGUAUUGGAAUGCAAGGUACUCACUGUACCUCUGGAAGUGGUCUGGGGAUAGUUGUCGCAACGGGGGACAAUACAGUCUUUGGCCGCAUUGCGAAACUGACAAACAAACCCAAGACCGGCCAAACUGCGCUGCAGAAGGAAAUCUUCAGAUUUGUCCUGAUUAUCGCAACAUUAAUGAUAUUAAUGGUUGUUGUGAUUAUUGCCCUAUGGGCGGGCUUUAUUCGUCACAAAUACCCCGAUUACAUCUCAGUCUCAACAUUAAUUGUAGAUUGUGUAAGCGUGGCUAUUGCCUUUAUUCCAGAGGGUCUGCCAAUAGCCCUAACCGCUUCACUCACAAUUACCGCAGGCAUUAUGAAGAAGAAUGAUAUUCUCUGCAAAUCUCUUAAGACAGUUGAGACCCUGGGAACUGUUUCGGUAUUAUUAUCGGACAAAACAGGGACUCUGACCAAAAAUCAAAUGACCGUGACAGACUGUCUGAUUGGAUCCAAGGUCUUGACUGUCACAGAGGCUAUACAGGAUAUGGAAGAUACAUCUGGUUCACAGAAAACCGCUGCCCUAAAGCAGCUUUGUAUCACUUCUGCCGUGUGCAACGCUGGAGAGUUUGACCCCACAAGUAUUCAUCUUCCAAUAUCGGAGAGAAAGAUUCUUGGUGAUGCGACAGAUCAAGCUAUUCUUCGCUUGUCAGAAUUUUUGGGUCCUGUAAACAAGUCCCGCGAAUUAUGGAUCAAAAGAUUUGACCUCGCAUUUAAUUCGAAGAAUAAAUUCGCUUUACGGAUUAGCUCUCCCCGCGAUCAAUCUUCAUUAGAAACUACGCUCUCUUUUUCUGAAAUGAAUGACUUUGACGCUCAGAAGGAUUACAUUCUAAUGAUCAAGGGUGCGCCAGAUAUUCUGCUCUCUCGAUGCACAAAGUAUGUUGGCGAAGACGGCGGCGUGUAUGACUUUGAUGAACCUAUCCGCUUGUCCAUUGAAGACGCCAAGAACUCAUGGUCAAGCGAAGGUAAACGUGUUUUGGCUCUUGCCCGAAGGUGUCUUCCUGCUAGCAUCAUCCGAACAAAUCCAGAAGAGAAUUUAUUCGAAAAAGAAGCUCUAGAAUUUGCACGUACAAACCUUACGCUUAUCGGGCUCGUUGGUAUAGUGGACGCUCCAAGGGAGGAGGUUCCCGGUGUAAUUGAGACCCUGCACCGAGCCGGCAUCCGCACCGCCAUGGUUACGGGAGAUUUUCAGCUCACAGCUCAAUCCAUUGCUCGCUCAUGUGGUAUUAUUAGCGUACCAGACGCUGAGGUCCACAGCGUCGACAAUCUCCCCCGUGUACCUCCCAAUUUCGAACCCAAGAGAAAUACCAAAUCCAAUCACCUUCCAGCAGAAACCAAGGCGAUUGUCUUGACAGGUCAAGAUCUAAUGACUUUGCUUCCACACCAAUGGCACACUUUAGUUACAGAGUAUUCAGAGAUAGUAUUUGCCCGUACCACGCCAGAGCAUAAACUUCAAAUUGUACGGGAAUUCCAGUCACAAUCUUAUGUUGUCGCCAUGAUCGGAGAUGGCGUCAAUGAUGCCCCAAGUUUGAAACAAGCAGAUAUUGGUAUUUCACCCGCAUCUGGCUCCGAUAUCGCUGUUGAGGCUGCAGAUAUGGUCUUGUUAAGUACAUUCUCUGCUAUUCCAGAGGCUGUUCUCUACGGUCGUGUAGUAUUUGACAAUCUGAAGAAAACAAUUGCGUACUUACUACCGGCUGGCUCCUGGUCAGAGUUCUGGCCAGUGUUUACCAAUGUGGCAUUUGGUUUACCUCAGAUACUCUCUUCUUUUCUCAUGAUUAUUAUAUGCUGUUUCACAGACUGCGCUACUGCAAUUUCCUUGGCUUACGAGAAGCCAGAGGCCAACGUUAUGCUCCAGCCACCUCGAGACAUUGUAAAUGACCGUCUCGUCGACUGGAAACUUCUCUUGCAGGCUUAUGGUUUUGUUGGUACAUUCGAAACAGCCCUCUCUUUUACAAUGUCGUACUGGUACCUACAGCGAAAGGGGUUAACUUUCGGGUCGUUAUGGUUCUCAUUUGGGUCAAUUCCAACUCCCGAAGGACAGACUGAUGAUGACGUUACUACGCACUUGACAGUCGCAUCUUCAGUCUACUUUAUAACUCUAGUAGUAAUGCAGUGGUUUAAUGCGAUGGCCCUGCGUACUCGACACCUCUCAUUGUUCACGCAUCCACCACUGUUCAAUUCCAAAACUCAGAAUUGGCUCCUAUUCCCAGCUAUCUUAUUUGCUCUUGCUAUUGGUUUGAUAUUCACGAUGGUUCCUGGCAUUGAUUAUCUUGGCUGUGCCCCAGUUCCUGUUGAGCACUGGUUUAUUCCUAUGGCAUUAGGCCUUGGCCUAUUAGGUAUUGAUGAGCUAAGGAAGGCGGUUAAGAGAAGAUAUUCUAGUGGAUUCAUCGCAAGAAUUGCUUGGUAA